Trypanosoma conorhini is the source of this 2964-nucleotide messenger RNA. RefSeq lists its product as uncharacterized. Lineage: Eukaryota; Euglenozoa; Kinetoplastea; Trypanosomatida; Trypanosomatidae. The record is from RefSeq and is a predicted model, not a curated record. The transcript has a single exon. Bases 1 to 2964 code for a protein of 987 amino acids.
AUGAGCUGGUGCACGGCGGCGGAGGUGGCCGACCUGAUAAGCGUCAGCAGGCUGCGUCAUGACGUCGCAGAGGCAGAGCGCAAGGCGGCGGAUUUGCGUUUCAUUGAACUUCACGCAUCGGCAGUAAACAUUGGGGAUGCUCUGGUGGAGGUGGCGGUUGCAUCCAACGCGGUUUCGUGCGGUGUGCGGCUGGCGGCGGCGUUGACGCUUGAAUCGCUCGUGACGGAGCGGGCGUGGUGCGAGGGCAUCGGAUUCAGCGACAAGGAACGUGUUCUUACUGCACUUCUGGCGUGCCUGCGCGACGCUUCCCUCGCUGCGUCUGUGACUGACUCGCGGCUGAGCGCCUUGUUGUGCUCCUGUCUCUGCCGCAUUAUCUGCUUUGAAUAUCCCGCUGCCCGCUGGGAUACCUUUAUUGACGAGUGCGUAUCCGCCGUUGUCUCGCUGGGCGCCACGGAGCAGCAGGCAGGGCGCGGGUUCAUUCAGCGCACGCUUCUCCUGCGGUUGGCGGAGGUGUGUGCCGCCAAAGCCGCACUGUGGUGGCGGCUGGCGUCCGUCGUGGUCCGCCGUCUGUUGGCGGGGGCCGCAGUUCCUGGCGGUGCAGGGGAGCCACGGCUGCUGUGCCUUCGUGUGGUGCUUCAACUAAUGCGACGGCGUCCGCGCCCGGGUGAAACCACUGAGGCGGAGCGUCCGAAGAGUUCGUUUAUCUUUUCCGACGAAUUUCGUGGCGUCGUCGGCCGCGGUCUGGAAGAGGGGGCAAAAGUCUUUGAAUCAGGGGUUCCCCGCACGAUUCUCCUGGAGGAGUGUGGCCUCCUCUUGGACGUCGCCCAGCACCUCCUCGGCGACGAUGCGCUCGCGCAUACUGUGUUUCGUUGCGCCGUUUGCCUUCUUUCCUCAUGCGAGGCCGCAUACCUCGCAGACGACGACGACGACCGUUCGCUGGCUUCCUGUGCCGAUAAAGCGCUCGAAUGCCUGGUUGGUGUGCUGCAGAUGCAUCCGGAGGCGUCGCUGCUUUGCGACAGCGAAAAGUUCCUCUCAACGCUGUUCAGUUACAUGACACGCGCCGUCGCACUUGAGCACGGCGAGGAGUCGGCGCUGCUGGACGCACUGCAGGAGGACUGUGUUGUGCCGUUGGGGUGCGCUGGCGGCGACACAGCCGCAAACGCCGGUGCCGCGCUCGAGCUUCUCAUGGAGGCGAACCCGCACUUAUUGGGGCUCGCGGUGGGAUCUCUUUGCGCCACAGUCACUGAGCUAGAGCAGGGGACCAACUCGGCACACUGGCGGGCGUGGACAACCGCCCUUCGUUGCCUCUGCCGCGUGUGUGACGAGAAGGGCUUGUCGCUCGCGGACAGUCUGCCAGAUGCCGCUGGGCGUCUGCUCUCACCCCUUGCGUUGCUUCUUCGGCGGACCGUCGACCCGUUGGAGGCUGCAGAGGUGAUUGAGUUGCUCGCCUUGUGCGUUGUGCGGGCGAAGCAGGAGUCCGUCUGUCGUGCCUUUUUCUUCAUCCUCGAAGCCACCUUCGACGACGUUGGCGAUACUGGCACGCGGGAGCAGGUACUCCUUCUUGCGGUGACCGUUCACGCGGUGCACCGGUUUUUCUCGACGUAUGCCCCGUCGCUCCUUCCCGGGAGCUUCUGCGACACGUCGGCGUGGCUGCGGCGUGCACUCGCGGUGAUAGCCCGCGGCGGUCCACUGGCCGUGUACUGUGGUGCCCACGCCGUGCAGACCCUGCUGCGCGUCACUCCCGCUUGCACCCUUCCCUCAGCCUCAUUGGUGCUCGCCGCGCUAGACAAUGCCUGCCGUCAGUGCAAUGUUCCGAAUGCGUCCUCGCUCCUUGCUGGACUUGUCUGGUCGCUUUGCCGUCAUGCUCCGGGGGGGUGCAAGGUUGCGGUGGAGCGGCUAGAAAUUUUCUUGUCGCACUGCCUUCAAAAUGGCCCGCGUCGCGCAGAGUUACGGCGGUCCCUGACAGAUUAUUUAUGGCGCUUUUUAAGGUCUUACUUGCGGCAAACGGAGUGUCUUCAGUGUGUGGCAACCGUGCUGCACAAGUGCCUUCCUGUCGUUCUGCAGUUUGCCGUUGAAGAUGCACCGCACGACGAUGCGACGACGCGUCUUGUGUCAAGUUGCCUGGCGGCAGCGGCGACCUGCGAUCACGCGGGGGUUCUGUGCGAGAACAUCAGCUCCGUCCUCUGGGAGCUCCUCCGUUCCGCGGUGCAGGAACGCCACAGCUCCACCGCGCUGACGAAGAUUGCGGCGGCGAUGAGUGCUACGGCGCUCAUGUUCCCGACGCUCCUGGAUGGCGAUAUGACGGCAGUGGUGUCGCUGCUCUUCAGCAACGUCGAUGCGGCCGGGGCGAAGGGGCUUAAUUAUGCGGGAUGCUGCCUUUUGCCCGCACUUUUUUGCGUGCGCCACCCGGAGCAUCUGGGAGACAUGGCGGCCGCGUUUGUGGCGGCGCCUCGGCACAAGCAUUUGGCAUGGGGGACGAUGCUUGGCCUCUGGAGCUCCGUCGCCCCCCUCACCGAUCACUUUACCACGCUCUACUUUCUGGCAGCGUGGUGCCGGCUGUUAGGCUACGCCGUCGCCGCCCGCAGUGAGGGGCAAGACGCCCUGGCGGUGGUUGUGCCCCACUGCACGGUUUACUAUCUGCCAAGUAUGUACGUGAAGUCACUACCAAAACGGCGGGUGGCGGGCUGUAGCGUGGCGCAGUGUAUUGCCCUCGGCCUCGCGCUUGUGGCGCAGCGAGGGCAGAAGUCGGCGAAGGUAAAACUGCUGGAGGAGGAGUUGCUUCAGCCGCUCUCAUUAAAUCGACGAUUUGAGGCGCUUGCGUGCUGCAGCGCUGCCGAGGCGGGGAUUGGCGCGCUGUUGUCGAUGAGUCCCGCAGAGGGCGCCCACUGGCUGCUGGGGGUGAUGUCAGCCGGCGGUUAUGGACUGCAGGUUGACACCGCCCUCCGCUUCGCAGGUGAGUCGUAA